UGACGAAGCAUGCGCAACAAGAACUUAGGAACGAAUGUUGGAAGGUCGUUAAAUUUCUGCACAAAUACUUCGCAUCGGUAAUUUCUUUAAACGCAGGUUAUUUUGAAUAAUAAUGCGUGCUUGUGGAUGACGCAAUCGAUCAUUUUUUAAUGUUAAUAAAAGUUAUCGUUCUGCCUAUUUAUCACGACCUUGAACUGUCAAAUGAUGCUGUACGUGAAAAAUAAUGAUCACGAGGAAUCACAUGGAAUGAUGCAAAUCCGUGGAACUUAGUGGUAAGGAGAUCAGUAAUGUCAGAAAUAGGAACAGUAUUAGUGCUACAUAGUUCGAUCAACUGACUCCGCGCAAAUUAGUAUUCGGUAAUUAGUCGUACUUACACGAAAGUUUCAUUCUUACAUAUGGGAAAUGAGCACAGCGCCGAGCGAAAUCUCCGUUAAACCCCCAGGUAUUGAAUUUGCGAUUGGAGCAUUAGCGGCAACAGGCGCUGGAUUUUUCACAAAUCCAAUCGACGUGGUAAAAGUACGCCUACAGUUACAGGGAGAACUAGCAGCACGUAAUUCGUAUAAGAAAAUAUAUAAAAAUACUUUGCACGCAGCUUACUUAAUAGGGAAACAUGAAGGCGUGCUUGCUUUGCAAGCAGGUAUCGUGCCAGCCCUUUAUUUUCAAGUGGUGCUUAAUGGAAUACGGUUAGGUGUGUAUAAUACAGCAAAAAAUCAUGAGCUUAUAACUAAUCAGAAAGGAGACACUGCUAUAUUCAGCACUGUAAUAGUAACUGGAUUGUCUGGAUGUAUGGGAGCAGUCCUCGGUAGUCCAUUUUACAUGAUUAAAACACAGUUACAAUCACAAUCAGCACAGUCCAUAGCUGUAGGUCAUCAGCAUAAUCAUAUGGGCACAUGGUGCACUAUUAAGUCUUUAUGGAAAGAAGGUGGAAUUGCUGCUUUGUAUCGUGGUUGGUAUGCUGGCGUACCACGCCUUUUCGUAGGCUCUGCUACACAAUUAACUACAUUCGGCUUAGCUGCAGAUUGGCUACGUUCGCUAGACAUACUAACAGACCAGCCGAUAUUAUUGACAUUCGUGGCCUCUGCAAUCGGUGGUAGUUGCGUGGCGCUUACGAUACAGCCAUUCGAUGUUUUAGCGACAAGACUAUACAAUCAACGAACCGAAGUAGGCGGUAAAGGUGCAUUGUACGGCGGUCUUGUGGACGCAUUCUUAAAAAUAUUUCGAACGGAAGGAGUGACCGGUUUAUAUAAAGGGCUCGUUCCGACGUGGAUGAGAAUAGCGCCACACACUGUGCUAUGUUUGGUAUUUUAUGAAAAGCUAGAUCAAUUAUACAGUAGAUUAAAAAAUUAACACAACCAAAGAUAGACUAAUUGUAUAUGUUUAUAGUUGUCCCAGAGAUAUACGGGAGUAAAAAUGUUAUGAUUGUUAAUAAUAUUCCAUGUAUCGUAAAGUGAAAUAGAGUAAAUUUCAAUUUUAAUUUUUUAGAUAGACAGCGAUGUGUUUCAUAAUUUAAUAAUUCAUCCGUCAUUUAAAUAACGAGGUCCAUAGGAUCUCAAAUUUACGACGGUACCUUAAUGCGUUCGAAGUCAUUAAAAAUACUUAAAACAAAUGUCUACCUUCCAACGUAUCAUUUGUUUUCUGGUAUUUAAAUAAAUUAACGUUAAAGCAAACAUUUACAGGCGGACUUGAAUUAAUCAUGUGAAUAAAUUAUGUCUUUGAAGUUUAUAAAUUCGCAUGUUUAACAAACGAAAUGAUCUUAUAAAGUCCAUCAUUGAAAAGUUUUCUAUGUACAUACUUAUCUACGCACAGAAAGGUGUGAUAGAAAAGUUCUUCGUGUUCCAGUUUCUUUAAUUUAAGAAACAGUUCUGGAAUUUGGUCUAGAUCGAAAACCUUGACUUAUGGAUGCUGCAAUGUCCAUUGUACUCCUUCCUCUCGUUUCGGGUAAAUAUAU
Molecule: messenger RNA, 1948 nt
Organism: Nomia melanderi (Alkali bee)
Lineage: Eukaryota; Metazoa; Arthropoda; Insecta; Hymenoptera; Halictidae
Product: solute carrier family 25 member 35
Source: RefSeq, a predicted model, not a curated record